AUGACAACGAUGAUCGGGCUACUCCUGAUUGCCACCUGGAUCGGGGCUGUCAUCGCUGAACUACCACCUGGAGUGCAGCCCUGUGCCCCAACGAACAAUCUAGGGCAAUACAACGAGUGCGUGUUGCAGCAACUAAAAGUAAUCACUCCGUACCUAGCUAAAGGUAUACCGUCCUUGAAACUACCCGCGCUGGAUCCGCUGUUCCUGCCGUCGCUGACGGUCGACAGAAAUCUGGAGGCUCUGAAAAUCAAAGCGAAUAUGAGCAAAAUACGCGUCUACGGAGCGACCAAUUUCCUCGUCGACGACCUCAAAGCGAACCCUGACGAUCUCUCGGUCGUCAUCAAAGUUCAGCUACCUCAUAUCCACGUAAACGGCGACUACGAUGUGCAAGGAAGGCUGCUGCUGCUUCCGUUGAACGGCGCUGGCAGUUUCAAAGGAAAUUUCACUAAUACAGAAGCGCAAGUGAGCGCUCAAGGCAAGUCAAUCGUCGAUAGAAAUGGCGUUCAAAGGAUCGAAGUCGACAAGCUCGUGACGAAGAUCCGCGUUGGUGACGGAAACAUCAGGUUGAAGGCGCCUCCUUCGCACAGUGUAGCAGCCGAUGCAGCAGCGACGUUCUUCAACUCUAAUCCUCGUCUGGUUCUGGAUAUCGCCAGUCCAAUUAUCGAAGAUACUGCGGCGACUGUGAGCAGAGCCUUGGCUGCCAGAGCAUUAGGAGUGCUCACGAAACAGGAAUUGCUCCUCUAG
Molecule: messenger RNA, 744 nt
Organism: Hylaeus volcanicus
Lineage: Eukaryota; Metazoa; Arthropoda; Insecta; Hymenoptera; Colletidae
Product: circadian clock-controlled protein daywake-like
Exons: 4
Coding region: 1-744 (247 amino acids)
Source: RefSeq, a predicted model, not a curated record